This is a messenger RNA of Orbicella faveolata, 2126 nucleotides long. RefSeq lists its product as uncharacterized. The record is from RefSeq and is a predicted model, not a curated record. Lineage: Eukaryota; Metazoa; Cnidaria; Anthozoa; Scleractinia; Merulinidae.
CAUAGAAACAAAGUCAUUAAUGCAAUUGCAACUGAGCUUUCCACAAUUGAAUUAAUAUCAGGUAAUAUAGCUUUCUUCGGGCUUUAGAAAUGUCGUUUUCUACUUUGGAUGAGAAUGAUAACGAUGAACAAGGGAUCGAUCCUCUUGUUUUGUCGCUCGAAGAAUUUUCACGCGCACAGGACGAAUUGGCAACAGCGACCGAUGUUUUGGGUUCGAACGAGCCCCAGUUAACUGGCUGGAUUGUCCAUCGCGCUGCUCUAAACGAAAACAAACCGUCGUGUCGACGAUCGGCUCCAGCUUUAAAAGACUCAAAAGAAGUAAGAUCAAGCACUCCACGAAGGAGUGUUUCUCGUCAAUUUGCGAGGAAUCGAGGGGACUUGGGUGAAUUCAAAUACUUCUUACAACCGAGCAGAUACAUCGAACAGUACAGGAACGAAAAGAUUAACCGGCAAGAGGCUGCCUUGAGAGAGCUGGCAAGCAAAAAUGACAGACGCAGAGCGUCUGACAGUUACGUAGAUUUGGGAAAAAACGGCGAUCACACGGAAAAUGGAACGUUCAAGAACGUGCCUAGUGUUGUGAGCAUGAAAGAAGUACAAACAGCCGAAGACGACAAUACGGUUAAGCCACUCGUUGUUUCCUCAAAAGGAUUGAGUAGACCGGCUAAUUUGCCAAUGUCGGGACAAUUUCACGGAAGGAAGCUUCAGUGGCGACCGACUGUUGGUAACAGGAAAAUAACUAACGCCAAAGUAUCCCAGUGGAGCCAAGCACACAUAGACGUUACUCUUGAGAUUACGUCACAUGGAAAUGGUGACGUCAGUCACUUGGUCCACUCCAGCCAACAGAGCGAAGGUUAUACCCCAUUUCAGGAGAGACGAUCGUCUGCGAACUUAGUUGUCAAGAGAGGAGAAUUAGGAGGUGCAGCGACAACUAAUCACCGGUCUGACAGCAAAAGCCAGCCUCAAACGAUUGGUGUCCAGUGUUCGCCGAUUGAAAAGUGCGACGCGUGGGUAAAAAACCGAGACAAUGACCUGGGAAAUAUCUCCGGCAACGGAAAGGAGCAACUUACAGCAAAAGCACGGGGUAUUCGUGGAUUACACACGGCGUGCGGACAUUCUUCUCAGUUAUCUUUACGUGGCAGCUCACUGAAUUCGCCUCAGAAAGACUCGUGUAGUGCUCGAGCAGCUGAAAGCUCAAAAUGUGCGACAGGGAUGGACUACUCCAAAUAUACAGAUAUGUUUAAAAAUGUGCUGGAGUUUUAUGGAACAAGACGACUGAGACCGAAAUCACAUUCGGCGGUCGAGCAACUGUUGUCCAUGAAGACAUGAAUAAUAUCUGUGUAUAGAAAAGGGAAACAGGCCGGGGACACAGCAGAAAUCCUCGACCAAAGGCGGCAAGAAGGAUGUGGAAGGUACAAAGAGAGAGGGAGUGAGACGGGAUUACAGAGGUGGCUGAAACCGGGGGAAAUGAUAGUUGGAACGUGAAACUUUGUGUUAUAUUUUGUCUGUACUUUUCGACCCAAAUACAUAGGAAAAAAUAUAUUUUUUAUAUCAUUUAGAGCCUAUAGAAAUUAUUUGACUUUUAGGAGUCUAGAACAGUGCGUGCAACCAAGCUGGGAACUAGAUUCGCGUUUUAAUGGCCUGUAUAUUAUAGUUCAAACUAGCCGUCAGCACGUCAUGUGACUUCCCGGUUCAUUUACAUUACAGAAACAUAUACCUUAUGUGAGAGAGGACAAUGCAGCUUCUUUUAAAAUAAUUCAACCAACUGGUCUCGUUUUCUACGAGUAAUAAUCAACGAGGCACAGGAAAGUUGACUAUUCACUUUUAACGUAACCCACCUGUCGACUGUCAGGUAAAUGUGCAAUCUGAUUGGCUAGCUCAUGGCGGUCUAAAUGUUAAAAUCAGCUAUAUAAAGGUACAUAUAUUCUUGUGGAGAUUCACUAACAAAGUAAUAUAAGAGUUUAUUUUUGAUGGUUUCGAAAAAAAAGAAUUAUGAGUUUACACUUUUGAUAUAUUAUUGCAAUCCAUUUAUUAGAAAAUUUAUUUCCUGCGAAGAAACUCGAUUAUGUGUAAUAUAAAUCUAUUUGAGAUGUAGUAAAACAUGAUGGAUAAAACUGUUUCUCAACGAAA